CCCCCACCGUCUCCUCGCUGUGAGCCGCCGGCCGCCUGCGCACUUGAGCUCCACUUCCUCUCGCGGGAGGCGUCAGCCGAGAGCCACAGCCAACAGCAAUGGGGGCCGGAUGGGAGGAGUACAAGCCGUGCGCGGCGAUGGUGGCGGCGCAGUGCAUCUACGCGGCGCUGGCGCUCUGGGCCAAGGCCGUGUUCACCGGGGGCAUGAGCACCAUGGUCUUCGUCGUCUACCGCCAGGCCAUCGCCACCGUCUUCCUCGUCCCCAUAGCCAUCAUUGCCAACAGAAGGAAGAAGAAGGAGACGAGGCUAGGAAUGACGGGCUUCUCCUUGAUCUUCGUGGCUUCUCUUUUUGGGGCAACGGUAAACCAAUACGUGUACUACCAGGGCCUGCAUCUGGGAUCGUCGUCGAUGGCGACGGCCAUGAGCAACCUGAUACCCGCGAUCACCUUCGUGAUGGCAGCGUCAGUAGGACUAGAAAAGGUGGACCUCAGGAGAGUGAGGAGCUUGGCGAAGAUAUUCGGCACCACCGUCUGCGUCGGAGGAGCCAUGGCCAUGGCGUUCUUCAAGGGCCCCAGGCUGCUCAACUCCUCCUCUCUGAUCGUCGACCUGAACUUUCUUCUCCACUCGUCAGCGAGCAGCAAGUGGGUUAUGGGCGCCCUGUUCCUCAUCUGCAGCAGCUGCUGCUGGUCACUCUGGCUCAUCUUGCAGGUGCCAAUCUGCAAGUCGUACAUGGAUCCCCUGACGCUGUCGGCGUGGAUGUGCUUCCUGUCGACGCUGCAGUCGGCGGUGCUCGUCUCCUUCCUCGUGCCGGACAUCAACGCCUGGAAGAUCCACUCCCUAUUCGAGCUCGGAUGCUGCCUUUUCGCCGGCGUGUUUGGGUCAGGCGUGACGUUCUACCUGCAGUCGUGGUGCAUCUCGGUCAGGGGCCCUCUCUACUCCGCCAUGUUCAACCCGCUCUGCACCGUCAUCGCCACCGUCGUCGCCGCCGCCUUCCUCCACGAGGAGCUGCACAUCGGCAGCUUGUUCGGGGCGACGGCCAUUGUUGCCGGGCUGUACAUCGUGCUGUGGGGCAAAGCAGCGGAUGGCGGCGGCAAGAGCGGCGGGAGUGUGCCGGAGCACAGCCACGACGUGGAGAAGGCGGCGAUGCGGUCGGAAUCGCAGCUCGACGUGGGUGAAGGCAUCACGGAGCCGCUCCUAGAGGCCGGCAACACGGCCGAGAAGUAGGGUAGAGGAGAUUUUGAAGUUGAUAGCCAGUUGUAUCUUCUACAAACGUUUUUUUUUUAUUUAUGUCUCCUGGUAGGGAGAGCAUGGUAUUUUGGAUGUAACUAUAUAACAUUCGAAAGUAUUUAGUAUGGAUAAUUUUCAAAUGUAACUAUUGUAUAAUUAUUCUGUAACUAUCUUAUAGUUUUUUUUUUAACCAAAGGCAGGAGCUCUGCCAUUGUAUUAGAGAGGAGAAAGCAACAAGAAUGUCUAAUAGUUUUUUUUUUAA
Oryza sativa Japonica Group (Japanese rice) is the source of this 1488-nucleotide messenger RNA. RefSeq names its product WAT1-related protein At4g30420. Gene Ontology annotation, molecular function: transmembrane transporter activity. The record is from RefSeq and is a predicted model, not a curated record. Lineage: Eukaryota; Viridiplantae; Streptophyta; Magnoliopsida; Poales; Poaceae. Gene Ontology annotation, cellular component: plasma membrane.